Molecule: messenger RNA, 5194 nt
Organism: Alligator mississippiensis (American alligator)
Lineage: Eukaryota; Metazoa; Chordata; Crocodylia; Alligatoridae
Product: zinc finger protein 436-like
Exons: 7
Coding region: 429-2288 (619 amino acids)
Biological process (GO): regulation of transcription by RNA polymerase II
Cellular component (GO): nucleus
Molecular function (GO): DNA-binding transcription activator activity, RNA polymerase II-specific; RNA polymerase II cis-regulatory region sequence-specific DNA binding
Source: RefSeq, a predicted model, not a curated record
CUGGUGGGCAACCGCGGCCUGGCACCCCAGCGCCCAGGAGCGCUCGCCCUUUGCCCCGGCCACGGCCCCUCGUGCCCCUGUGCGGCCGGCGGCCCGAGCCCCGCUGCACACGCGGGGUGCCCGGGGGUCCCCGCAAAGCCGGGCCGGCGGCGGAGGCUCGGCGCUGCCCGCGGGUGCGGAGCAGAGGGCGGGGCGGGUUUCCUGGCCUUGCAGGUGACCCGUUUCCCACGCCGCCGCGCCGUGCCGUGCCGUGCCGUGCGGUGCGCGGGGCUCGGCGCCCGGGGCCGGACUACAGCUCCCGGCAUGCUGCUGCCGCCGCCGCCCGGGCGCUCCUUUGUGCCCGCACACAAGUUCCUGCGAGCGGCGGCCAUCGCCCGGCAGCGCCGUGUGGACGCGGCCGUGCCGGUGCAGCCGCCGCGCUGUCGGACAUGGAGCACCCAGGGAAGCACUGCACCAAGGCCCAGCAGAUGCCGUGGGAGCGGGCCGGAGCCGGAGCUGGAGCCGGAGCCGGAGCCUGCCGCACAGGUCUGGGCGACAUGAAGCCGAGGGUGUUCCUGAAGGCGGAGCGGGAGGAGGAGGCGUGCGGCAGGGCGGUGCCGGAGCCGGCGGCGAGGGACAUUCCCGACGUCCCAGGCUGGUCGGGCCCGAGUCACGAGAUCGAGGUGAAGCUGGAGCCAGACGACGACUCGUACCCCGGGUACCCGCAGGACCUGGAGGACAGCGAUGACACUGCCUACCCCAGCGUGGGUAUCAAACCAGAGGUUGUGGUGAAGAUGGAGCCGGAGGACGACUCGUAUGGCGAGUGCUCCCAAAGCUACAGUGGGCAAGGCCUUUCCGACGACCCCUACUCCUGUGACGGCAACCCUGAGAUCAUCGUGAAGGUGGAGCCGGACGAGGAGGCGUACAUUGGGUACCCGCAGGGCCUGGGCGAAGGGGACAGCCCCGACUAUGCCGGCACAGCAGGUGGUGGGGCCCCGGGCGCUGGCCAGAAGCAGCCCAAAGACGAGCCUGAAGACGUGAAGCCGCCGGCUUCGCCCGCUGUGCCCCGGCCUGAGCCCGGUGUGAACCAGUGGACAGUACAGCCCAUGCCGGGUGGCCCCACCGGGGAGCUGCAGAGAGCCAUGCCUCCAGGCCCGCCUGCUGCUGCCACCACCACCACUACCGCCGAGCCCGGUGCAGGGAAGGACCCAGCGCCCACGGCCACCCCGGAGCCAUCGAAGAGGCCGCGGAGCCAAGGAGCAGAGCGCCCGUUCGCGUGCCCGGAGUGCGGGAAGCGCUUCCAGCACCGGGGCAACCUGGUGACGCACCUGCGGGUGCACACGGGGGAGAAGCCGUUCACCUGCGGCGUGUGCGGCAAGAGCUUCAGCCAGAAGGGCGACCUGAUGCGGCACCAGCGCAUCCACACGGGCGAGAAGCCCUUCGCCUGCGGCGUGUGCGGCAAGAGCUUCUGCUCCAAGCAGACCUUCGUGCUGCACCAGCGCAUCCACACGGGCGAGAAGCCCUUUGCCUGCGGGGACUGCGGCAAGCGCUUCAACCGCAAGGCCAACUUCCUGACGCACCAGAAGAUCCACCGCGGCGAGCGCCCCUUCGUUUGCCCGCAGUGCGGCAAGGGCUUCUGUGCCAAGAAGACCUUCCUGCUGCACCAGAAGAUCCACGUGGGCGACCGCCCCUUCGGCUGCUCCCAGUGCGGAAAGAGCUUCAGCCGCAACGGCGACCUGACGCGGCACCAGCGCAUCCACACCGGCGAGCGCCCCUUUGCCUGCGACGACUGCGGCAAGAGCUUCAGCCACAACGGGGAGCUCAUCAAGCACCGGCGCAUCCACACGGGCGAGAAGCCGUUUGGCUGCGACCUCUGCGGCAAGAGCUUCAACCGCAAGGGCACCCUGGUGACCCACCAGCGCAUCCACACCGGGGAGCGUCCCUAUGCCUGCCCCGACUGCGGCAAGACCUUCAACCUCAAGACCACGCUCAUGAAGCACACGCGCAUCCACACCGGCGAGCGCCCCUUCCCCUGCAGCGUCUGCGGCAAGAGCUUCAAGUACAAGGGCAACCUGCGCACCCACCACCUCACCCACACCGUGGAGCGUGUCUACCCUUGCACCGAGUGCGGCCGCGUCUUCAGCCGCAAGAAGGAGCUGGCCGCCCACCAGAGCGCCCAUGCUGGCGACCCCCUCCUGGCCUGCUGCCGCCAAGGGGACUCCUUCCCCCCCUUCCUGGCCGCGCACCCGCUGCUCAUGCCCUGCGCCCCCAUCCAGAUGCCGCUGGAAGCUGUGGGCAAGUACAAGUGAGCAGGGGAGCAGGGGGGGCUGCUGCUGCCUCCGUGGGGGACUUCAAGAUCUGGGACCCCUGCCCCUGCCCCAGAGAGACACCGGCUCUGUACCAACCACGUGCCCCACGGGAGCUCGGUGCACCUGGGGCCUGCACAUCACAGAUGCUUGGGAACCUGCAAAGGAUCCAGCCUUGCCCUGAAGGAUGCCAAAGAAGAUGCAGCAGUUCCCCUUGCUGGGGUGGGAGUGCGGUCCCAGGAGCCCCUGGGUGCGUCAGGCUCGGUCUGUCUGGACAAUGGCUAUGACACCCCUGGAUGCCCCCCGCUGAGGAAGGGCUCUGGGGCAUGGCCGGGGCUCGCUGAUGGGGCUUGUCUUACUACUGAAUCGGGUCGGGCUGCCAUGGCUUCCUUCUUGGCCGCAGAAGGACAGCGAGGGUUGGGGCCUCGGGAAGGAGGAUGCUGUGUGUGGCCUCGCUGCUAACGGUCCCCUAACGGCUCCGUGAAGGUGAACAGUUGCUGCAUGGACCCUGCCAGCCGGCGCCUCUGCCUGCGGAGCCCAUGGAUGAGCCACCCCGGAGCAAAGGACCGUAGCGCUGUCGUGACCUGUUCUCACGGAGCGUGGGCUCCACGCAGGAUGGCCCCAGUCCCGGCCACAGCGCCUGACCCUUGCCGAUGUUGUCCGGAGAACCGCGAGCGGUGGAGAUGGCAGAGCCCCCUCCGGCCGUCUCUCUUGCCCCCUCUCCAGCGCGGAGGGCUUCCUGCUGUGUAUUUAGGACCGUGCCCAGCGGCCUCAACCCCCCACGAGAGCCGUGCGCGUUGUAACAGACACUGACUCUUUCUCGCCUUGUACAAAGGGACUCGGGUGUAGUUGCUAGUUUCGAAGGGAUCGCGGUAGCCUCCACGUUUGCUGUCCCCCUGCAUGGGGCUCGUGCGCUGCUAGAGGGCGAGGCAUGGAGACGGGCUGAGAACGCCUCUAACGCCAUCUCAGGCUUCCCCUCAGCUGUGUCUCUUCGGCCCAUCUCUCUGCUCCUGUGCAGAUGCUUCUGGGGGAAGGAUCCAACAGCCUAGUCUUUCCUCUGUCUCAGGGAGCAUCCUCGGCUUGGGUUCAGCAUCACCCCGGUGUUCCCCCGUUUGCCGAGGGGUCCCUAGGCACGGUCCACUCCUGGGCUGUCCCCCCAAAUCCACACCCAUCCCCAGCUGCUGGCAUUACUUCCCUCUGGCAUUGCGCUGGGGUUUUGCAGCUGCGCUGGGCUGGCGGCGUGCAGGGACCAUGGCAUUGUGGCCAGAGUGAAGGGGCCAUCCCUCUUCGCUCUUUGCUUGUCGUGUUUCCCUCUCGUGCUCCCGGCUUCUUCUGGAUGGUGGGUGGAGGAGGGAGAGGGAUCUGCAGCUCCUGGCCCCUGCUGGGCACGUGCCCCUGGCACCACGCCACGCCACGCCGUGCUGCACCUUUGCUCAGCCACCCUGCAGCCGGUGCGCAGCCCACGCUGCCAGCCAGUCUCCUGAAGAAUGAACUGCAGUGGUAACAGGGCAAUUAACACUGCCACCCCUCUCUACUGCCCACUUUGCGGCUGGAUGGGGCCCCGCUGUGCCCAUCCUGGGCAUGGGAUUGGGACCAUCAGCCGGAUCCAGCCCUUGGACGGACCGGGCAUUGCCCAUUCGGCUUGCCAGACAAAAAGAUUGAGCACUACUGUUACAGAGGGAGAGCACUGAACCGGAUCUCCCUUGGGCAGUGGUUUGCAACCUUUUUUCAUUUGCCAACCCCUUUGGAAAUCUCGAAUGGAGGCACGGACCCCUUGCAUUGUACAUGUGCCGUUCACAUGCUUUUGAUUGAUCAUAGUCAUCUUUAGCAGACCCCUUAGACAUAGUCUGUGGACCUCCAAGGGUCCGUGACCCACAGGUUGCAAACCAGUGCUCUAGAGCGAUCCAUCCCCUAUUUAAUACCCUCCCCUGCAUCCAAUGCUUUUGGGCUGGCGAUGCCAGAGGAAACGUCUCCCCCGGCCCUGUUCACCAGCUAUGAACAGAGCUGUCUUCCAUGAACGUGUCCAGGCCCUGGUUGAACCCGGCCCCGGCGGGGGGGAAGCUGACUUUUCAUCCUCCAUAGCUGCUGCUUUGAUUCCCCUGUGCUCUGGGUGGGCGUUCGAGCCACCCCGUGGGCUGGGAAACCCUGGGUGUCUCGGUGAGAGGGGCCUGGAGCCCAUAUGAGUGGCAGGGCAAGGAGGCAGCGCUGGGCUCAGCCAGGCCCUGCACCCCGUCGCUGGAGAGACCUCGGGGCUAGAAGCAGCGUCAGCUCGGCCUUUUCUUCCGUGAUCCGGUGGUGCCCGGAUGCAGAACGAGAGACCCCAGAGCACGUCUGGGCCCCGGUUCUGCCGGCUCUGGCUCCGUCUGGGAGCCAGCUGCAGCAGGGAUAGGCAGGCCCGUGGCUGGUGUUUCUCAUCCUUCAGCAAAGGUGUCUCGCUGUGGCCGUCCUCGCGGCAGUUACAGGACAGCGGUGACGAGAGGCUGUGUCAGCCGGAGUCGAGUGGCGCUAUGGGCAUGCCUGGGACUCAAGUCUUCUGAGACAUAGCUGGGCUUUGACCCUGCCUUGCUGUGUGACCCUGGGAAAACCUUGUAGCUUCUCUGCCUCAGUUUUCCCCUCUGUGAAAUGGGGAUAAUGAGGCUAACUGUACCUACCUCGCAGGGGAGUUGUGAGGGCCAACUUGCCCACUGCUGUCUGUGCGGGGCCUGGAGGGGAUGUGGUGCUGGGCUCUGGGACUGCGACGUGUUACUGUCAUUACUGCUGCUGUGGACAUGGGAGGGCUCCCCCGUGCCCCGGAGGAUGCCCGCGGUUGACCCCUUGGUGCAGCAGCACAAAGCCCAUCUGUAUUUAUAUCUUUAGCCUUUGUUUUUUCUAAUUUAGAAACUAAUAAAAGUUGGCAGUGGAAAAGCAAA